Messenger RNA from Amoebophrya sp. A25, 3651 nucleotides. The record is from the annotation of a GenBank genome assembly. NCBI's taxonomy places the organism in Eukaryota, Dinophyceae, Syndiniales, Amoebophryaceae.
GUAAACUCGUGCGGCAUACGAAAAUAGUCAGUCCUUGUCCUUGCUGCCCUUGGCCUUGGCAAAUCGAUGGUGUACAAGUCCUUGUGAACCGAAGAUUCAUUGAUACAACUAGAUCAUCUAUUGUUGGCAAUGCGAUUAGCUCGUGGUAUGGAAAACGAAACUCACUCACCUACCAGUACAUCCUAAGUCGAAGCUUACAUAAUAACUGCAUUAAACGAAGAAUGAGUGCCGCAACGUUCACGUCUUUCUCCGGUGGUGCGGCAAAGCCGCUAACCAUCGACCGCAUUUGCGCUGGUGCUUCCUUGGUUGGCACUGCUCCUUCCGGACUGAAAAUAUCGCCCGAUGGUGGAGCAAUUACCUAUCUGCAAGGGCGUCCCGAUGCGAAGCAUUUCAAGGAUCUGUGGAUUCGGGAGUUCAAGAGCGGCACGACCGAGCCACGUAUCCUCGUGAAUGGGGAUCCCCUAGAUGCAUCCGAAGCUGAUCUUUCCAACGAGGAGAAAGCCCGCCGUGAGCGCAUGCGCGUAGGCGAUGCAAGAGGGAUUCUCGACUAUUUUUGGAGCGAAGAUGGAAAGUAGCAUUUUUGUACUAAAAAUGAUUCGUGUGAGGUGUUUUUACCUUACGGUCACGAGUGACGUUGAGAAGUACUAGAACAAGUUCCAGUGUCGUGAUUUACGGAAAGAGUGUUGGGAUAAUCGCAAGCGCAACAACAUCACGAUUUACAUACAGGCUGCUGAAUAAAUGAUAUCGCAUCAAUUUUUUAGGUUCGUUGUGUGCCCGGCCGCCGAUGGAUGUCGCAUCUGGCUCUACAAUGUGAAAGCAGAGUCUGGAAAGAUGGUAGCUUUAGGAGAGGGCGUGACAGACACCAAGCUUUCUCCGAAGGGAAAUUUUAUAUGCUUCAUCCGCAACCAGAACCUUUUCGUGUACUGUCUUUCAGCUGCGGAGAAAGGAGAUCAAGAGACAUCUUCAACAGGUGGAGCUGCCUCUUCCUCUAUCAAGCAACUGACGUUCGAUACGGAGGCGCACGUGAAGAAUGGCAUGGCUGAGUUUGUAGCCCAAGAAGAGAUGCACAGGAUGGACGGGUAUUGGUGGAGUCCCGAUGAGAAAUUCAUCGCGUUCAUGCGUGUUGACGAGUCUCCCGUAGAGUUGGUACAACGAAACGAAAUCUACGCUGAGGGUGUGCGCAUGACGGAGCAACGGUAUCCCUACGCUGGGGCCAGGAAUGCUCGCGUCGAGCUCGCUGUGGCAUUCGUGCCGGCACCGGCUCAGGAGGAGGAUGCUAGCGGCAAAGUGUCAAGCUCGUCACCUAGAAUAGUCUACAUCCCGACAACUCCAGAAACUGGGUCCUCCGUUGUCCUCGGUUGCAAAACUGCUGAGGAGAUAUUGGCAGCGACAGGGGAUUUCGACUACUACCUCCCGCGCGUGAAGUGGCUUUGCGGCAGUUCGCUGCUGUCAUUCCAGUGGCAAUCACGGGACCAAAAAGUGCUUGAAGUUCGCGUCGUACAAUUAAGGGGGAUCAUUUCUGCUUCGCCAGGAGGACGAGGCUCCUCACCUCAAGCGGCUAACGGUGCUUCUAGUAGUGACCGGCGACUUGCCGACUUUCUGGUCAAAUCCACUAGUCCAGACUUGGCGCGCGAGUACAUCCCCCCCAGCGAAGUAAGAACAUUGUUGCGAGAGGAAAACAUAGACACCUACGUGAACUUAGGAAUGGAUGGAGAGUUGGCGUUUUGCAGUGACAAGAAAACAUUCCUUUGGUGCUCCGAAGCUGGUACCGGCUUCAAAGGCAUUUACGUUGGCGACUACAGCGAGUUUUUGGAUGAGAAGACGGGCAGUGUCAUACCUGGAUCUCGAACUGGCGCCGCACAGAACUGGGAAACGAAGUUGGUCCCUAAAGAAAGCUCAUCGCGUAUCGGGAGUCUGUUUUCCGCAGUGUCGCUUCAACAUGUCCCGCAUGUGCCUGCGAGCUUUGGCGACAAAAUGGUGGCCGUCGAUUCGUUAGACUAUUUCGACGUGAAAAACAAAUGCAUCUACUACAGCCUCAGAACGCCUGGGCCUCGUGUCGACAAGCAUCUUUUUCGUACUACUUUUGGCUCGGAUUCGAAUUUCGUAGAGCAGCUAACUUCGAAACCAGGCUGGCAUACGACGAUUUUCGGCGAGUCGAAGGGAAAUGAAGAACCAAGCGCAGAAGUAGAAAACGAAUCCUCUUCGAGCAAAGCGGUCUUGUUUUUCGACCAUUUUUCAUCGUUAGCGCAACCGCCGCAGUGUAGUUUGUGGGAGGUGCCAGCCACGCUAAAUAUCUCGGAAACGAAUUUGUCACCUGCAUCGCUUAAAAGCUGGCUCGCAGAGAAUAAAGUGGAGGAUCUCGCUGUCUCGGAAUACUACGCGAAUCUGACGACAGAUGCUGAAUUCGGGAGUUUUCCAGCCGUGGACGAUCCCAGUUGUGAGAUUUUCUACCGCGUUUUCUUCCCGAAAGCCGACGCCCCAGUUCCACCAGUCGUGGCUAGCAGCAAUAGCAGUUCAUCUGCGAACGGUGGUGGCAAAAAAUUGCGACCUGUAGUGGUGUUUGUGUAUGGUGGUCCGCACGUGCAGCUUUGUGUCACUGGCACUCGAUGGAGUGACCAACAUUUUUUCCUGCUCUUUCUGCUGCAGCAGGGUUACGUGGUUUUCACUGUGGACAACCGUGGCUCGGCAGGGCGCGGCCAUCGUUUCGAAAAUAGUGUCUACCGCGACAUGGGCAACAAGGAAAUUGCCGACCAAGUGCGGGGAGUCGAGGUUCUUUGUGAACGCUAUCCGGACGUGGUCGACCCAGCACGCGUUGCCGUCUACGGUCACAGCUAUGGCGGCUACAUGACGCUGCACUGCACAUUGCGCGCCUACCGCGAAGGGAAAUCAGCGUCCUACGUAAGCUAUAACGAAGCAAGGAAAGCAGAAAAGGACAUCGAAGCAGGACAGACUGCCACCGUUGCCACGUCAAGCUCGCAGCGUAUACCACUGUUUAAAUGCGGGGUAAGUGGUGCUCCAGUGACGACGUGGCGCCUCUACGACACGCAUUACACGGAGAGAUAUAUGGGCGUCCCGAAGAGCGAUUUGUUUCAGGCAGCGGGAUCGACGAACUUUUACAACGAGGCAGGGUACGAGAGUUCUUCAGUGCUUCCUUUCGUUUCCUUCUACGAUGACGCAAAAUCCCAUCUCUUCGUCUACCACGGGAUGGCUGACGACAAUGUGCUAUUUCAGAACAGUACACAGCUCUACGAUCGCAUGAUCAAGAAAGCAAAAGUGUAUCGCAGCAUAGACUACCCCGGCGCAAAGCAUAGUAUGAAUGGCGAAGCUUGCAAACGGCAUCUCUACAAAACGAUCCUCAAUUUUCUUCAGCAGGAGCUCUGAGAAUCUAUCACACUGAAGAAAGCACAGCUUCUGCGGGAAGCUUAAAUUAAAAUGAAAAUGACACUGCUGAGUGGUUUCAUUUCGUUAUUCCUGCUUACUUUACUACUUUUGUAAGUUGGUGGUCUUCACGAGAGUUGUAGAAGACUUUUUUACGGGACCUUUGCUCUGCGCAAAAUUCCUGUGUACAAAAAGUGCAUUGGUCAAUAGGCCUUUGCUAACGCGCAAUCCGAUAUUGUCCUUUCUUUAUCGGAUGGUUGUGUGGAAAGCGUG